AUGGGAUCUAAACCGCCGCCGCUGUCAAUCCUCAACCGCCUGAUCGACAUCGACAAAUCCGUCUCCCUCCACCUGCACUCCACCGCCCAACCCUUCCUCCCCCGCUCUCUCCUCAAAACCCUAGAAAUCUCCGGCGACGGCCGCCUCUUCUUCCCCCUCGCCAUCUCCCUCCUCCUCUCCCCCCUCUCCACCGCCACCGCCACCGCCUCCCUCCUCUCCUCCCUCCUCAUCGGCGCCGUCCUCGACCUCCUCCUCGUCGGCCUCACCAAGCACUUCGUCCGCCGCCCCCGCCCCGUCUACAACAAGGACAUGUUCCUGUCUUUCGCCGUCGACCACUGGUCCUUCCCCAGCGGCCACUCCUCUAGGGUUUGCUUCGUCGCCGCCUUCCUCUCCCUCUCCUCGGCCACGAUUCGCGAUGCCAUCGCUCAACUGAGGCUUUCCCGAGUGGAAUACGUCGAUAAGCUAAUUGAUUCAGUGGGUAUUGACGAUGGCGCGGCGGUUAAUUUGGUUGUUUUGGUUGCGUGUUCGUGGGCGGCUGCGACGUCGAUUUCUAGGGUCUUACUCGGUCGGCAUUUCGUGUGUGAUGUUAUUGCUGGUGCUCUUUUGGGUGUCCUAGAAGCUCUGCUCGUGUUUCGGUUUAUCAACUACUCAAUUCUAGAGUCUUAUUUUUUCUAGGUAAUGUCCCUGUAUCUGUUAUGUUUUCUCGGGAAAAUUGCUCUGUAUCGUUCCAAUCUCAUCGGAUGUUCCCAAAGAGACUUGGAAAAAAAAAUUGCCGAUACAGAUAUUGUUCUACGGAAGUUAAAAUGGAGGAAGAUUUUUUUGAAUUGUUGACAAAGAUGAUGAUGUACCAAUCGAAUGGCAAUGCGUAAUAAAUUCGGCGUGUCCAUUCGGAUGAACAA
Molecule: messenger RNA, 899 nt
Organism: Rhododendron vialii
Lineage: Eukaryota; Viridiplantae; Streptophyta; Magnoliopsida; Ericales; Ericaceae
Product: probable lipid phosphate phosphatase beta
Exons: 1
Coding region: 1-675 (224 amino acids)
Molecular function (GO): sphingosine-1-phosphate phosphatase activity
Source: RefSeq, a predicted model, not a curated record